Gastrolobium bilobum is the source of this 2963-nucleotide messenger RNA. RefSeq names its product elongation factor G-2, mitochondrial. Lineage: Eukaryota; Viridiplantae; Streptophyta; Magnoliopsida; Fabales; Fabaceae. Gene Ontology annotation, molecular function: GTP binding; translation elongation factor activity; GTPase activity. The record is from RefSeq and is a predicted model, not a curated record. Gene Ontology annotation, biological process: mitochondrial translational elongation. The coding region runs from base 1114 to 2721 and encodes 535 amino acids. Gene Ontology annotation, cellular component: mitochondrion. The transcript is spliced from 20 exons.
GUCAUUUACACAGUUUUGGUUAUUAGUUUAAAAAGAGAAUUUUGGAAAUAUGAUACCCCUAUUCCUGGCCCGGUGGCAUUUAAGAAAUUAAUAAAGUGAUUAUUUGUAAAAGAUUUUAAUUUGAAACUCUUUCAAAACUGCUUCUUUGAAAUAAACUGGUUUUGAUUAAAAAUCUUCCAUGUGUCUCAAUUUUUAUAUGCUUAGAGCCUAAAUGAAAUUAAUAUAUUGCAUUUACAAUGUAUAAACGACAAUUUUUUAGCCUGUUGUAUUUAUUUACAAUUUUAUUAAUGGAACCAAAAAUCUGUUAUACAAAUAUGGCAGAUGGCAUUGUGGCCUAUGGUGGAAGCAUAUGGAAGAAACUGGCCUAAAAUUAACAAUUAAAUUGCUGAAUAACACUGAAUAUCAUUGAAUAAUUAUUCUGGACAGUAAGAAAUCCUUAAUUACUGAAGAGUUGGACAUAUUACAGAAGAUAAUACAAGAUAACUGUUGAAACUCCAGAGAAAUAUCUUCUUUGGCCUCUUUCUCUUACUAAUAACUUCCAAAUCUUAACUUCCCCUAACCUGUCCAUCCUCCCCUAUUUAUUUAUUUUUCCUAAUUAUACUACCAUUCAGUUACCAUGAUUAUAACUGUCACAAAGCAGUUACAACAGUCACAUAUGAUUAUAACUGUCAUAAAGCAGUUACAACUGUCACAUAUUUUUUUUAUUUCUUCUAACAUACACUUGGGUGGUUGGGGUUCUCCUAACAAUACUCCCCCCAAGCUUUUCACCUUGUCCUCUAGGUGAAAGUUAGGAAAUUGCUGCUGUAUAGUGGCGAAAGGUUCCCACAAAUCUUCAAACGAUGGCAGGUCUUGCCAACGGAUGAGGACUUCCAACUCGCCUGAAGUAGUUAGCCGCUGAUCCAUGACAUGAGCAAGAUGAAGUUGUAGCUCCUAAUCUUCAGAUAACACCAAAGGGAGCUCAAGGCGAUAGGCUACAGCGCCAAUCCUUUCUGCAAUUUGAUAAGGAACAUAAAAUCGUGGACUCAGCUUCUCGUUCAUCUUUUUAGCUAGGGAACGAAGUAUGUAAGGCUGGAUUUUGAGGCAAGAUCUAAGCUUCGGCAUCACAGUGCUGCAAUGCAAGUUCCUAUAGGCUUGGAAGAUGAUUUUAAGGGACUUGUUGAUCUUGUGCAAUUAAAGGCCUACUACUUUCAUGGUUCAAAUGGUGAAAAAGUUGUCGCUGAAGAAGUGCCUGCAGAUAUGGAAGCCUUGGUGGCAGAAAAAAGACGUGAACUCAUAGAAAGUGUGUCAGAGGUUGACGAUAAACUUGCUGAAGCUUUCCUUGGUGAUGAGACCAUAUCAGCUGCUGAUCUUAAGGAAGCAGUUCGUAGGGCUACCAUAGCACAGAAAUUUAUACCAGUAUUCAUGGGUAGUGCUUUCAAAAAUAAGGGUGUGCAGCCACUUCUGGAUGGUGUAAUUAAUUAUUUACCAUGUCCAAUUGAAGUUUGUAAUUACGCCCUUGACCAAACUAAGAAUGAAGAGAAGGUUGAGUUGCGUGGAAGUCCUGAUGGGCCACUUGUGGCAUUGGCUUUCAAGUUGGAGGAAGGGCGAUUUGGUCAGUUAACAUAUCUAAGAAUCUACGAGGGUGUCAUUCGGAAGGGUGAUUUUAUUAUUAAUGUAAACACCGGAAAGAAGAUCAAGGUUCCUCGCUUGGUUCGGAUGCAUUCGAAUGAGAUGGAGGACAUUCAAGAGGCUCAUGCUGGUCAAAUAGUUGCUGUAUUUGGUGUUGAUUGUGCAUCUGGAGAUACUUUUACUGAUGGGUCAGUUAGAUACACAAUGACUUCGAUGAAUGUUCCUGAACCAGUGAUGUCAUUAGCUGUACAGCCGGUCUCAAAAGAUUCUGGAGGGCAAUUUUCAAAAGCUUUGAAUCGCUUCCAAAGGGAGGAUCCUACUUUCCGUGUUGGCUUGGACCCAGAGAGUGGGCAGACGAUCAUUUCUGGAAUGGGGGAACUGCAUUUAGAUAUCUAUGUUGAACGCAUUAAGAGAGAGUAUAAGGUUGAUGCAUCAGUUGGAAAGCCCCGUGUGAACUUCAGAGAAACUGUUACUCAACAUGCUGAUUUUGAUUAUUUACAUAAGAAGCAAACAGGAGGGCAGGGACAAUAUGGACGGGUUAUUGGGUAUAUUGAACCACUUCCUGCAGGGUCACCGACUAAGUUUGAAUUUGAAAACAUUCUUGUUGGUCAAGCUAUUCCAUCAAGUUUUAUCCCAGCAAUUGAGAAGGGUUUCAAAGAAGCUGCCAACUCGGGUGCCUUAAUUGGACAUCCAGUUGAAAAUCUCCGAGUUGUUUUGACAGAUGGUGCUGCCCAUGCUGUUGAUUCCAGUGAACUUGCAUUUAAGCUGGCUUCUAUCUAUGCUUUUAGACAGUGCUAUGCAGCUUCCAGACCAGUUAUAUUAGAACCCGUUAUGCUUGUUGAGCUGAAAGUACCAACAGAAUUUCAGGGAGCUGUUGCUGGUGACAUCAACAAGAGAAAAGGUGUGAUUGUUGGCAAUGAUCAGGAAGGAGAUGAUUCCGUCAUUACUGCUCAUGUCCCACUUAACAACAUGUUUGGGUACUCUACAGCUCUUCGUUCAAUGACACAGGGAAAAGGUGAAUUCACAAUGGAAUACAAGGAACAUUCACCAGUUUCUCAUGAUGUACAGAUGCAAUUGAUAAACUCGUACAAGGGCAAUAAGGCAGCUGAAUAAUCACGUUUUAUCGAAGUACAUGGUCCUAAAAAUUUGUGACAAUUAUUUAUCUAGAAAAAAGGAAUUGUGAACAUAAUAUAGGAUAUAUAGGUUUGAUUCAAUUUAUUGUGGUCAACCAAUUUUGGAAGCAAAUAAAAGUUGCUGUAAUUGUGGUAAAUAUGGUGUACGUAUAAUUUACAUUAUGUAAGUUACGCUGCUCGUAUUUAUUACUUAAUCCAGAGCUCUUAUGCAACUUCUAUGUU